Messenger RNA from Lynx canadensis (Canada lynx), 1503 nucleotides. It is a transcript of the gene PTX4, whose product is annotated as pentraxin 4. Bases 41 to 1483 code for a protein of 480 amino acids. The record is from RefSeq and is a predicted model, not a curated record. The transcript has 3 exons. NCBI's taxonomy places the organism in Eukaryota, Metazoa, Chordata, Mammalia, Carnivora, Felidae.
GGUGGUGGAGGGAGGAAGCUCGCUCCCGCGCGUCCUCGGGAUGGGCGGCCCGCGGACGACCCUGUCUGUCUUCCUUAUUUUUGUGCCUGUGUAUCUGCAUGGGGUUCUGUCUCAGGAAGCCGGCCCUGCAGCGCAAAGAAAACCAUUUUUCGAGAGGCUCCGCAGACUAGAAGAGCAGUUUCGGAGGCUCCAAGAGGUGACCCUCACACACCUGCGGGGCCUUGCCAGCAACUACAACCUGUCCUACGACAUUGACACUCGGUUCCAGAGCCUGGCCCUGGAGACCCAGGCCGUGGCCCUGGCCGUGAACCGGUCACAGGCCGCCGUGCAGGGCGACCUGGGCCGUCUCAAGACCUGGAUGCAGAAGUCACAGCGCAGGAGCCGGAAGCUGGACUCCAGGCUGCUGGCCUUGGACUCCGCCCUGAGUGACAGGGACAGGCAGCUGGCCCAGGCGGGGAAGGAGCGGGAGGCACAGGGGGAUGGCCUCGCCGGCCUGGGCCUGGCCCUGCGGGCCCUACAGGACACGGUGGCCGGCCUCACGCACCUGGUGCAGAGCCAGGGCGCCAGGCUGGCUGCUCUCGAGGGACGGCUGCAGGUGGCCCGUCCUGGCGCCGUGGCCCCGGGGCCGACUCCGGCCCUGCCCCCGCCCCCGCCGCUGCCCCUGCCCCAGCUGGGGCUGCCAAGCCCAGGCUCCCCGAAGCUGCAGAGGGGUGGGCAGGCACUCAGAGCUCCGCCUGAGCCCGGGGACCCACCUCAGGACUUCGCCGGCCGUCUCCAGGGGACGCGGGAGCCACCAGGCCCAGGCAGCCGGCGGACCCGGCCGCCCGAGAGACCAGGAGAGACCUGCAACGUGGGCCCCGUGCUCGUCUUCCCCAACACCUCCACCCAGAACGUCGCCUUCCUGAGCCCCGGCUUCCCCGCAGGCCUGCGGGCCCUGUCUGUCUGCAGCUGGGUCCGCGUGGCCUCGGGCCACCUGGGCACCCUGCUCUCCUACGCCACCGAGGAGAAUGACAACAAGCUCGUGCUGCACGGCAGGGACUCCCUGGUCCCUGGCUCUGUCCACUUCGUGAUCGGAGACCCGGCCUUCAGGGAGCUGCCCCUGCAGCCACUGCUGGACGGCCGGUGGCACCACGUGUGUGUCAUCUGGACGUCCACGCUGGGCAGGUACCGGCUCCACGUAGACCGCAGGCUAGUGGCCACCGGCUCCCGCUUCAGGGAGGGCUACGAGAUCCCUCCAGGGGGGUCGCUUGUGCUGGGCCAGGAGCAAGACAGCGUGGGGGGUGGGUUCGACAGCUCCGAGGCCUUCGUGGGGAGCGUGGCGGGCCUGGCCAUAUGGGACCGGGCGCUGGUCCCCGGGGAGGUGGCAAGCCUCGCCACGGGGAGGGGGCUCCCUCCGGGCGCUAUCCUCACGCUGGACGACGCCCACCGGGUGGGCGGAUUCGUGCAGAGGGUGAACUGCAGCUGCCUGGCGCUCUGUCCCUGAGGCUUUGUUCUCGGGCUGGA